Messenger RNA from Medioppia subpectinata, 744 nucleotides. Lineage: Eukaryota; Metazoa; Arthropoda; Arachnida; Sarcoptiformes; Oppiidae. The record is from the annotation of a GenBank genome assembly.
UGUAUAAUGGAUGCAAAGUUUCUGUCAAUAUUCCUAACGCUGAUCAAUGAGUACACGGAUUGGUCGCGAGCUGUGGAACAGCCCAUCAAUAUUCUGGAGUCGAUGGCAGACAUACUGAGCGAUUCCCUGGUAGUCUCGCCGCUCAUACAAACCGGUGAUUUGCAUUCAGGCCCACCGCUCACCUCAUCGAUAGCCGGUGCCGCCGACACCACCGCCGGAGCCGGCAAAACAUUUUUCUAUAUAUUCACUCAUCAGAAUGAGGAGAGCGUCGCAAACAAGUUGAAUGUGAAGGAGAGCUGCUCUCAUAGCGUGGAGCUGUCGUACAUAUUUGGUGCCCCCCUUUCCUACCACUUAUUGGGAAAAUCAAUGACACAUUUCGCUACUAAUUAUAGUAGAGCUGAAGUCACUCUUUCGGAAGCUUUAAUGACUUAUUGGAUUAAUUUCGCUAAAUUCGGAAUAAAGGCUUUGCUAUACAGUAGUGUUUCCGCCACUUUUUUGGUGCACUUUCUCUAUCCUAUAGUUUUGGGCAAAAGUUUUCUACCGGUUUUGGUGGACGGUGUGGUUCGAGGCAAUUAUGGUCUCAUGGAUCAGGUGGCGGCUCUUCACUGGAUCCAAGAGAAUAUCGCUGAGUUUGGCGGCCAAUCAGAUAAUGUCACUAUCAUUGGCUAUGGGUAUGGGGCCGCCUGUGCCCACCUGCUCAUGAUAUCACCCAUGGCUAAAGCUCAUAAUUGCCGGAUUAUUUAG